This is a messenger RNA of Cataglyphis hispanica, 3462 nucleotides long. RefSeq lists its product as uncharacterized. Lineage: Eukaryota; Metazoa; Arthropoda; Insecta; Hymenoptera; Formicidae. The transcript has a single exon. The record is from RefSeq and is a predicted model, not a curated record. Bases 1 to 3462 code for a protein of 1153 amino acids.
AUGUCAUCGACCAUGACAUCGUCGCACGAGCCGACGACGACGAUGGCAGAGACGGAGCUGGACAGCGAUGGUUCGAGCUGCGGCGAGCGCGACACGUGGAAGCGCCUUCGCGGCGAUUCCGCCGACCUCAGUAUCGGAACCAAAAAACGUCGGAAGCAAGCCACACCGGUAAGAUUCUCGUCCAGCAUAGCGACAGGCGCGCAUGAGGAUGCAUACGAGGACGAGCGCGAGGACGAGGAUAGCGAAGGUAAGCCGUCAUCACGAUCGCCGUUGCUGAGCAACGAGCAUCACCAUCAUCAACACCACCAUCAUCAUGAGUCGUCGUUGAAAGACGAGAAUCUUAACAACGAGUUUCGUUGCCAGCACUGCGGCCGGUUCUUCGACAGCGACGAGACGCUCAAUGUCCACGUGGACGGUGAGCACGGUGGCGCGAGUCAGAUGACACCGUGUGUCGCUGUCAAAGUAGAACCGGCGCAGCAGCUGGAUCAGAGUAAUGAUGGUCCUGUUAGCCUCCUAAGCGUCAAGAACUUCGCGACUACGUGGCUGGCGUCCGGCAGUCAGCAACACGUGCAAUCGCAGACGCAGAUGCAAUCGCAAAGUGAGGAACCGUGGUCGGGCGGUCCGGUCAAUCAGAUCGUCACAAUGACCAAUCACUUGCAGGCGCUCUCGGGUUUUCCUGGUACUCUCGCGCAGUAUCUACCUUUACCAGGUUUUCCCCUACCCGACCCUCAGCAAGUCCCAAGAACCUCCCUCGGUCCGGUGCCGGUCAAAAUUUUUAAUCCGGACGCGUACUGCGACAUGUGCAACAAAGAGUUCUGCAACAAAUACUUCCUAAAGACGCACAAAGCCAACAAACACGGGAUCUACGUGGACUCGCCGGCGCCAAGCACGGCUGUGGACGCUACUAAUGUUUUUGGCACCACAAGCUUCCAUGCAGCAAACACGAGCGUGAAGCUGGAACCACCGACGACACCGCCUCAGAAACGUUUCCGCAACGAAGAAUCUAUGACAAAAAGGCACAAGCAAAAAAGCGAGUCAUUGAUGGAUCAACAGUCGGACAGUCAACAGAUUUCUCUGUCGCAGAACGAAGAGGACCGGGAGACGCCGCGCGAUAGUCCCGGCGGCAUGGAAGCGCUUCUUAAACAGGACUACGGCGUCGAACAGGAAGAUGCCACUUUCAUGCCGGCUCCUAGACACCUCUCGCCCCAGUCCAUUCAGCAGGCGCGCGAUUCCGGCUUCAGCGCCGAUCUCCUGCGACGUCUGGGCGUUAUAAAUCCCGAGGCGUUUUGUGAAAUCUGUUGCAAGGAAUACUGUAACAAGUACUUUCUACGCACGCAUAAGAUGAAACGGCAUGGAAUCGUCAUACAAGAUAACGAGAAGUCACCUGGCAAUCCUGGUACGGCCAUCGCCACGUGGCAUCAAGUGCAGACCAGUCCGUUGAACCUAAUCGUAACCGAUACUACCCCCGCGGGUUCGGAGUCCAACGAUCGCAUCGGCGAAGAGCACGAGUGCAAAUCUUGCGGUAUCCGCUUCCAAACAAUCGACUUAUAUCAGGAGCACUGCAGGAAGAUACACGAGAGCGAAGAACAUGGCACGCCAAAACAAGAAUAUGAUGUAGAAAGUUCCGAUCAGCGUACCGAUUCGAUCUCGGAGGAUCUUCAAAAGCUGCAGACGAUGAUUAUGCAAUUAAACGGGUUGGAUUCUUGCAAAGGAUUAUCCUGCGCCGUCUGCGGCAAAGAGUGCGACUCUAGGUCGGCUCUACGCGUUCAUAUGGCGACCGAACACAGUGUCGUUAAUGAUGAAAUUUCGUCGCCGCAAGAGACGUCGCCUACCCAGCUCAUUUCGACUAUUUUCUGCACUCUGUGCGAGAAAGAUUAUCCCAGCCAGGAGGCUCUGAGAAGACACAUCAGCGAAGAGCAUCAACCUGUCGUGACCAACGUUAUUACGCUAUCGACACUUCCGCCGAUAGUAAUCGCUUCUUCCGCUAAUUCAACACCAACCAAUCAGAUUUUAAGCAGUCAAACGACGAUGACGACGACAACGACGACGACGAUGACGGAGAAGAAAAUGACAUCAAUGACGCCUACGUCUAGCUAUUGCGAAAUAUGUAACAAGGAGCUGUGCAACAAAUAUUUUAUGAAGACACACAUGCAACGAAUGCACGGUAUCGAAAUUGAAAAUGGUGCACAGAUCGGCGGUGUUAUCUGCAAUAUUUGCAACAAAGAAUUGUGCAGCAAAUAUUUUUUACGCGUUCACAAGCACAAUACUCACGGGAUCGUCGAUGAAAGCACGUCGUCGGCAUCGACGUCGAACAAGCAAGAGUCUUACGACGCUUCCGGCACAGAAGAUUCAGUUUUGAAGCAGGAACUGGGCGACCUUAGUCAUAAAUACUUUAUUCACUUCACCGAGGUGUGUCCGAUCUGCAGCCGAAGGUUUCGCAGCAUCAAGUGGCUGAAAGCCCACCUGAUGGGUGAUCAUGGCAAAGUUGGAAUUGACAAAUGGCGCGAAUUAGAACAACAACAUCAAGAGACGCCCAGAACCAGCGGCAAAAGUGUCGCUUCGGUAAAGAAUAUCCAGCAAACGUCAAAUUUGAAAAUUCCCAAUGGCUUCGAGAUUAUUCAGCAAGUCAAAUCGACCGAUUGCACGAAUCUGGGAAAUCAAGUGUUGUCAAAUCUCUUUGGUUCUUCAUCCGAGGAACAUCAGCUGAAAAAUUAUCGUUGCGCUUACUGUAACUUUGCGACCUCCGUGCUGCCGUUACUCUUCCUUCACGAGCGAUCACACGUAAGUUUUCAGGAAAAUGUCGAAGGUGAUCGACCGUUGCAGUGCCCGAUCUGCUUGCAGGACUUCCAUCAACUAGAGCUACUUCAUCAGCACUUACUCGCUAAGCAUCAAAUCCCCAAUUUGCUAUCGCACUUUCAGCAUCCUCUUCUAAACAACUUGAGAUCGGAUGCUGAUGUCAAAGCGAGCGACGCUAAGAAAGCCGAACAAGAUACAAAGGACAAUCGAGCGGAAUGCAGUCCGCAGAUCGAUCGAAAUAUUUCCGAGCCCGCAAAGAAUCAACGGCAGGAUGAAACCGCCGUGCAGGUGACUGCUCAUGGCGCAUACAAGUGCGCUCAGUGCGGUUACGCGACGACGAAUCUAAAUCGGAUUAAGAAACACGUGCGAAAAGAUCACAAAUUGAUCGGCGAUCCGACGGAGAGCGUGAUCGCCGAGCUCAGUAAGACUCUGAAAGAUGUGGCAAAUAAGCAGAAGGUACCGGCUUGUUACGCGAUGCCGCAGGACAUGAACUCGAACCCUGAUAAAACUAUCAUGCAACCGUUCCUGAUCGAGGAGCAGGAUCUGAUGCAGGCAGGCGCCGAGUCCAGCUCGACGAAGAGAUUCGCACCAGCUUUAGUCUACUUGCCGGUCAAAUCUAGAAUCAGCAACGCCUUGACCGCUUCCUUCACUCUCACCCCCGCCUGA